This is a messenger RNA of Owenia fusiformis, 1693 nucleotides long. The record is from the annotation of a GenBank genome assembly. NCBI's taxonomy places the organism in Eukaryota, Metazoa, Annelida, Polychaeta, Sabellida, Oweniidae.
AUAAACUCGGUACAGAGAAGUACAUUGAUACACUCGAUUUAUGUGUUGAUCCUUUGCAAAGGAAUUUUUAAGGAUUUAUAUACGUCGACAUUUUCGAACAAUUUGUGAUUUUGAACAAGUUUCGUCAUCAUCCGUACAUCUUCUCAUAUGAUUGCGAACAGAAGCUGGGUUGUAAAUAGAAAAGAUACUGAGAGACCGUUCUAUGCAAACAUAAGGGAUACGAGACAAUAUGGCCACAAAGGAAAAGGGCUUUUUCAGCCUGUUUGGUUCUAAAUCAGAUAAACACAAGCCCCCUCCAGCAGGCCUUGGGGAGUUUGUGGGCAAAUGGAACGAAUUCCUUAAAGAAUUCCUUGCCCAAGCCAAACAAGAGUUCCAAGAGAAAUGGGACAAACCAGCACAGAAUACUGCCUCAUUAGAUGACUUCGACAGAAUCAAAACUUUAGGAACAGGUUCAUUUGGUAGAGUAAUGCUAGUACAACAUAAAGCCACAAAAGAAUAUUAUGCUAUGAAAAUAUUGGAUAAACAAAAGGUGGUCAAAUUAAAACAGGUAGAGCAUACUCUAAAUGAGAAGAGGAUAUUACAAGCCAUCACAUUUCCCUUCCUAGUCAGAUUAGAUUAUUCAUUUAAGGACAAUUCCAACUUAUACAUGGUACUGGAGUUUGUCACUGGUGGAGAGAUGUUCUCCCAUUUAAGAAGAAUUGGAAGAUUUAGCGAACCCCAUUCUCGAUUUUAUGGGGCUCAAAUAGUGCUGGUAUUGGAAUACCUUCAUCAUUUAGAUGUUAUGUACCGCGAUCUUAAACCAGAAAACUUGCUCCUUGACACCCGUGGGUACCUUAAGGUGACAGAUUUUGGGUUUGCCAAGAGAGUGAAGGGAAGGACUUGGACCCUAUGUGGGACCCCUGAGUACUUAGCACCAGAGAUCAUUCUCAGCAAGGGGUACAACAAAGCUGUAGAUUGGUGGGCUCUAGGUGUUUUAGUUUAUGAAAUGGCAGCUGGCUACCCACCUUUCUUUGCCGACCAGCCAAUUCAAAUCUAUGAAAAGAUUGUCUCAGGAAAGGUCCGCUUCCCAUCUCACUUUAGCGGGGAUUUGAAAGAUCUUUUACGUAACCUCCUUCAAGUGGAUCUUACUAAACGAUACGGCAACCUCAAAAAUGGUGUGAAUGAUAUCAAAAAUCACAAAUGGUUCUCUACAACAGAUUGGAUAGCUAUUUACCAGAAAAAGGUUGAAGCCCCAUUCAUUCCCAAGUCUCGUGGCCCUGGAGAUGCUAGCAACUUUGAUGACUAUGAAGAGGAGCCUCUACGUAUAUCUAACAAUGAGAAAUGUGCAAAGGAAUUCGCUGAUUUCUAAAGUGAUGAAUGGAGCAAAGUACAGGUGGUUGUUAUUGGGAUGUUUGUGGAUGGACAGUUGAAGGAUUGUAGCAUUGACUUGAAGAUGUUCAGGGAUGACACAGUACAGGAAUGUCACCAUGCAGCAAGGUCACAAUGCUGGGAUGUCAAAUUGUAGUUUUAUACCUAUAUAACAACCAGCUGUUUGAUUGUGUCAUUACUUGGUGCUCUCUUGGGGGCUGGACAGAUGUGUAUAUAUCGGGAAAGGAUAAAAACCAGGCUGUGCAUACUACAUGUAGCAUGAGACUACAUUAAAGUGUAGACACUUCGCAUGUAGUCUACAUAUUGCAUUAUUAGACUACAUGUA